This is a messenger RNA of Chondrus crispus (carragheen), 2435 nucleotides long. RefSeq names its product signal recognition particle recognition component SRP54. Gene Ontology annotation, molecular function: GTPase activity; endoplasmic reticulum signal sequence receptor activity; GTP binding. The record is from RefSeq and is a predicted model, not a curated record. The coding region runs from base 1 to 1479 and encodes 492 amino acids. NCBI's taxonomy places the organism in Eukaryota, Rhodophyta, Florideophyceae, Gigartinales, Gigartinaceae. Gene Ontology annotation, cellular component: signal recognition particle, endoplasmic reticulum targeting; cytosol. The transcript is spliced from 2 exons. Gene Ontology annotation, biological process: SRP-dependent cotranslational protein targeting to membrane, translocation; SRP-dependent cotranslational protein targeting to membrane.
AUGGUGUUAGAAAGUCUCGGCGGCCGGAUCACCGGCGCGCUGCGCAAAAUGACAAACUCUACUGUCAUCGACGAGGAAGCCCUAAAGGAGAUGCUUAAGGAAAUCGCUCACGCUCUGCUCGAGGCGGAUGUCAACAUUAAGAGCGUCGUAGAGCUGCGCAAGAACGUUACUAACCGCGUCAACCUCGAAGAGCUCGCUGCAGGUGUCAACAAGCGAAAGCUGAUUCAAAAGGCUGUUUUCGAUGAGCUAUGCUCUAUGCUUGACCCAGGCACUAAACCAGUGCAAAUGAAGAGAGGGAAGCCGAACGUUGUCAUGUUUGUGGGCUUGCAGGGGAAUGGAAAGACUACGUCCUGCGUCAAAUAUGCGUAUUACCAUCAACGGAAGGGGUGGAAGGCGUGCCUAGUAUGUGCAGAUACCUUCCGAGCAGGUGCCUUUGAUCAACUCAAGCAGAGUGCCACGAAAGCAAAGGUACCGUUUUACGGUUCGUACACAGAGACCGACCCAGUCAAGAUUGCGGCUGACGGCGUUGAUCGCUUCCGGAACGAAGGAUAUGACUUGAUCAUUGUCGAUACAUCGGGAAGGCACAAGCAAGAGGAUUCACUUUUUGCGGAGAUGGAACAAAUGGCACAGGCCGUGGACCCGAACGAUAUAAUUUUCGUCAUGGAUUCGGCUAUUGGGCAAGCCGCCCAUGACCAGGCUCAAGCCUUUAAGAGCAAGGUGAAAGUUGGGUCUGUCAUUAUCACCAAGCUUGAUGGUCAUGCCAAAGGUGGUGGUGCACUUUCGGCCGUGUCAGCGACGGAAUCACCGAUUACGUUUAUCGGGACUGGCGAACAUAUUGAUGAAUUUGAACCAUUUAAUACCCAAAACUUCGUUGGCAGACUUCUGGGUAUGGGUGAUGUGUCAGGCUUGGUGAAUACUAUCAAAGAAGCUGGCUUGCAUGAGAAUGUCGAAAUGGUGAAGCGCAUUACGGAGGGCAUUUUCACCUUACGCGACAUGUACGAUCAAUUCGAUUCCCUUGCCAAACUGGGGCCACUGAACAAAGUUAUGGGAAUGCUUCCGGGCAUGUCUGAAAUGAUGCAGAACGCGAAGGGCGUUGACGGUUCAGUCCGAAUUAAGCGAUUCCAACACAUCAUGGAUUCCAUGACAGUAGACGAGAUGGAGAACCCCAAAAUGAACUUCACUCAGAGCCGGAAAGAGCGCAUUGCCCGGGGAUGUGGUCGACAUCCGCAAGAAGUUGAGGAGCUACUCAUGGAAUACAAGAGAUUCUCGAAGGUUGUAGGGAAGGUGGGCAAGAUGUCCAAAAAGAAUAUGAACAUUGACCAGCUCUCGCGAAAUACGUCUCAAACGUUCCAACAAUUUAUGGAUCCAAGGAUGAUGGCACAAUUUGGAGGGGCUGGGGGUAUGCAGAAAAUGAUGAAGGAGUUGUCCAAGUCUAUGGACGGAAAGGGUUUGGGCGCACUUGGGUUUGGUGGAAGAUAACAUGUGUCGUGCAGCUGUGAUGUCCCAUGAUUGUGAAGAAAUAACAUAUUUGGAGUUUUGAGAUGGACAUACAAGGAGUUUGAUUUUUAUCUGAAUGUUCGAACACUGUUUGUCGGAGUUACGGGCGUGGUGAACGCCCCAUUGGGGAUGUACCCUGUUUCCGCACAUUCCUUUGAGAGUAUCGCGAUGCGUUGGAAGGGGCACAAAAAGCAUUGUGAUUAGCGUCGUUCGGGGUUAUUCUCUUUCAGCCUUAUCGCUAUCCUCGAUCUCUCCCCUUUCCCCCUCUCGAUGCAUACCCAGAAGCUUGGGAGGGAACUGUCCCUACCAAUAGAGCAUCCAUUAAGUUCGUGAGCUCUUCGUUCAGUUUUAACUGCAUCCUCGUGUCAUCUUCUAAUCUAUUUUGCCGGAUCUUGUUCUUCGUCCGUGAUCGGUGUGCAGCUUCACGGUUACGUUCGGCGCGAAGCAGUUUGGAUUUUUCGGAAAUCGAGAUGGCGCCACAGUCUUGACCAACGUUUUCAAAAUCCCUAUGCUUCUGUGGAUCUUUGCCAGCUGGUCUUGUCAAUCCCGCACCGGCUGAUGAAGCGGUACCGCGACUUGAAUUGCUUUGCUCAGAACGUCUUCCGCCUGAGGUUUUUCGUGUGGGACUCAUAUCCUUCCCGUGUGUGUAUAUACAGGAAGGAAAUGCGCGAAAUUUAGGGAUACUCCUUGUUUCUAGAAUACCGCAGAUGUUCCAAUCUUCUGAAAAUUGUCGUUGAGGUCAAGUUGAUGUCAAUCGUUUGGACACAGGUAGGAGGUCAAACGCUAAAUUUUUUGAUCCUGAGCGAUCUAUAUAACGCAAUAGUCCUGCCAAUACAAACAAAUCAGUACUCCUGGUGUGACUUUCCGCAGUUAACAAGCGUCGCAAUUCCAUGGGAAAAAACGUGUUGUAGCCGGUAAAGAGACAAAAACGUUUGCGA